GUAGAAAAGUAAAUGUAGUAGAAGAAUCAGGAGAAAUAGAAGAAUUAGUUGGAAUAGAGGCAACAGAAAAAAUAGGUGAAAUAGAAGAAAGGGAAGUGGUAGAAAUGUGGAAAAUAAUAGAAAAGCAGAAGCAAUAG
Molecule: messenger RNA, 137 nt
Organism: Racocetra persica
Lineage: Eukaryota; Fungi; Glomeromycota; Glomeromycetes; Diversisporales; Gigasporaceae
Source: the annotation of a GenBank genome assembly